AUGGGGUGCACCACCUCAAGGCAGGCCCGUCACGACCUCCGAUACUGCCCGUCGCCGCUGGGGGCGCUGCCGCGCAGCCAGUCGUACCCGGCUCGUUGCUCCAGCGACGUCGGAGUCCACGUGGUGCGGCUCACGUCGUCCACGCUAGGCUCCCUGGAGCUGGACAAGGCCAUGCCGCGGGCGCCGGAGCCCGCGGCGGCGCGCGCGCCCACGAGGCUGGCGCCGCGCACGCCCACCAUGACGCCGCCCAACGAGCCGGAGGACAUCGACGCGUGGGCGCUCAUGGCCGGCCUCGAGGACCACUCGCCGCUGCUGGCCGCGCCGUUCGGGCGCCACUCCUUCUCGUUCCCGGUCGCCACGGUGCCGCAGGAGCUCACGGCGUCCGCCAAGGUGACGCCGCUGCCGAUGCCUCGCCCCGACGCCGCCCUGACGAACGGCGGCGAGGAGGGGAAGGCGCCGGCGCCGGCAAAGCCGCGGAGGGCGGUGUUCUACUUUACGUCGCUGCGCGGCGUGCGCGCCACGUACGAGGACUGCUGCCUCGCGCGCGCCAUCCUCAAGGGCUACGGCGUGCGCCUCGACGAGCGCGACGUGUCCAUGCAUCGCGGAUUCCGGGACGAGCUCCGCGGCCUCCUCGGCCUCGGCGGUGGCGCGAUCGCCAAGUGCUGGGCGCCCGCCGUCCUCCCCAGCCUGUUCGUGGACGGGGAGCUCGUGGGCAACGCCGAGGAGCUGAAGCGGCUGCACGAGGCCGGGGAGCUCGCGGCGAGGCUCGCCGGGUGCGAGAGCGCCGCGGCGGCCGGCGCCCACGGCGAGGCCGGCGCGUGCGAGGCCUGCGGGGACGUGCGGUUCGUGCUCUGCGAGGUCUGCUCGGGCAGCUGCAAGGUGUACGUGGACGACGAAGACGAGCCGGAGGAGGAAGGCGACGAAUGCGGCGGCGGCGCCGGGGCCGGGUUCCGGCGGUGCACGGAGUGCAACGAAAACGGCAUCGUGAGGUGCCCCGUGUGCUGCUGCUGA
Molecule: messenger RNA, 1011 nt
Organism: Miscanthus lutarioriparius
Lineage: Eukaryota; Viridiplantae; Streptophyta; Magnoliopsida; Poales; Poaceae
Source: the annotation of a GenBank genome assembly